GGCCGAGCAGCAUGUCCGGAGGAGCGGGCGGCGAUGUCGACCGCGCGCUGAGCAGCAUCCGCGCGCGCGCCGACCACCUGCGCCACACGGUGGCGCGCCUGGAGCACAACUUGGCCUGGAACCCGGCUAGUACCUGGCCGGAGCUGCUGAGCCAGUACAUGGUCAUCUCCAAGCAGCUGGAGAACAUGAACGAGGAGAUCCCGGACCUGGUGCAGCACUUUGCGUGCGUGCCGAGGAUGUCGACGCCCAACCCGGCGGACAUCCCGCUGCUGCUGCGCACCCGAGAGGACCCGGAGAUGGAGGAGGAGGACAGGCAGCUCAUGGCCGACAAGCCCCGCGAGAAGAACACGGAGGCGCUGCAGAAGCUCGUGAUGGCGCACAACGACUCGGUCGAGAGCCUGGAGGAGACGUUCAACGAGAUGUCGGACGGCCUGCUCAAGGCCAUCCGCGUCAACAAGUACGUGGUCAAGUCCAAGCCGCAGAGCACGCAGAGCCAGCAGUUCAAGUACAUCGAGUCCGGCACGUACGAAUAGACGCAGAGGAGCUGAAGUUGAAGGUGGAGGUGGAGCCGAGCGGAGCUCUUGUGGACAGCGAGCCUUAAUGUUACUUAGUUAUAUUCUUUGGUACCGGCUCGGGUGUGGUGUAUCUUUUGGGUUGGAUUCACUCGUCGGAGCCUCGCACAGAGGAGCUGGUGGUGUCUAGGGUGUCGCGCUUGGUGCGCAGCGCAGCGAGAGCAUUGUCCGCGCUGAUGUACGACGGCAGCAUGGACUCGGUGUAUCGCAAUCGGUUCCAAGCAGGGAGGAACGGCAGGCCGAGGCAGUGCAUGUGCAUGUGCGGCACCGACGCAAACGGCGAACGAUGAAAACCAAAUCGGCAGUUUCCAGCGUCAAUAAAGCCAUCUUUCGCCAGUAUUUCCUUCCCCGUCAUCAGCAUGUGCUCAAGCAGAUCGUAGUGGGCCGGCGUGAGGUCAUCGACAGAGCGGAUGUGCUCGUGCGGUAUCACUAGCACGUGCUUCUUCGCGCGCGGGUUGUGGUCCAGCAUAGCGAUGACUCGCGCAUCCUCGUAGACGAUGUGGUUCCUGGCUCGGAGCGUCUCGCAGCAGAACGCACAAGCUCCGCGGACGCCUCUCAUAUGCGGGCGCUU
Molecule: messenger RNA, 1143 nt
Organism: Phytophthora sojae
Lineage: Eukaryota; Oomycota; Peronosporomycetes; Peronosporales; Peronosporaceae
Exons: 5
Coding region: 12-533 (173 amino acids)
Biological process (GO): regulation of transcription by RNA polymerase II
Cellular component (GO): mediator complex
Molecular function (GO): transcription coregulator activity
Source: RefSeq, a predicted model, not a curated record